GUUGUUUCUACUUUCCACCCAUCUCCUUCAUUGUUGUUUCUACUUCCCAUUCCAUUGACGACGCAGCAGUGAGUGAAGAACCUUUUCUAGUAGUUUGCAAUUUUGCUAAAUUAGCUAAACUAAAUUACUUUACUAAAAUAAAUCAUAACUACAAAAAUUAAACCAUAACUUACAGGCCAAAGACCACAACCAUAAAAUCAAUGCCCAACUUUAAAACCUUUUCUAGCAGUUUGCAAUUUUGCUAGAACACCAUAUUCACAUUUAGGGCUUUCCAUUGCAAUUAACCUUCUUGAUGUUGAAGAAUGAGAUGUGGUAAUGCUCUUCAUAGCAUGAGAUAGAUGAAAAAAAUAAAAAAAAAAACAGAGAUUGUUGCUGAUUGUUUCGGUUUUAAUGGAGAAUUUGGGGUGUGGGUUUUAAUGGAGGAAAGAAUUCAUGGUAAAAUGAUGAAGCUGGGUUAAACAUAAGCUACAGCAACUUUACCGGAACAAUAGGUAAAAAUGGAUUCAACAGCAUUCCGGGUAAAUUGAUACAAUACAUAGGAUUAUUCAUGGUUAAUCGAUAAGUUAGAAUUAUUAUAAAAAAAUCGUGAAUAAGUUGGAUUAUUAUGGGUAAAUUUUUCAAAAUUCUAAUCAAUUUAUUAUUUAUUUUUUUAAGUUUCAUCUCCUUUGCUUCAAUCCUUUCCUCGCUCAGUGUUUCCUUCUGUCCACUACCUUCAAGCUUCAUCAAUGGCGACACAAUCUAAACCUCACGCUCAAACAGAUUCUCUAAUCCUCUUCUCUGAUCCUUCCUCUUUCCAACCUCAACCACCUCCACCUCCUCCUCCACCGUCUACAGAUAAACCUUCAUCUGCUCCACAAACGACGUCAUUUGGACUAUUUUCUUUCCAGAAAAGGCCGCCUUUGAGAGUUACUACUGAGUUCGACAGUGACAGUUCAAUAUUCUUCCACAAAAUUUCAUCGAAACUUUUCAAUGGCUUCGCUAAGCUUAAAUUAUCUUUCCAGAAUAAUCCAAAAGGAGAAAUUGCUGAUCCUCAGGUCGCCAUUAUUACCAAACAUCUUGCUUUUCAUUAUGACAUUGAGGAGCAGAAUGCUCUGGUCAAAGGUUUUCUUGAUGUUGGUCCUAAUCUUAAACUCAAAGCUUUCCAUGAUGUCAAGGCCAAACAAGGAGAAGUUACAUUGGCCGCAAAUCUUUCUGAUCCAGGCUACAAAAUUGAACUGGCAUCUGCUGUUCCAUCUAUUGGUUUGCCAAAAGCAACUUUCAAGUUUCCCAGUGGUGAAGUUUCAUUAGAAGAGAAAAAGGAUGAAGAAGUGAAGAGAGUUUUAUCAAUAAAUGGCUUUGUAAAAGGUUCAUUUCUUAAUGGCGUUGGCUCUGCUUUUUACAGCAAUGAAACUUUGAAUCUAAGAUACUCUUAUAAGGAUGGUGACAUGUCCUUCAUUCCAAGCAUUUCUUUGCCUUCAAAUGCUGUCUCAUUUGCAUUCAAGCGACGCUUUGGUCCUUCAGACAAACUAAGUUACUGGUAUAACUUUGAUACAAACUAUUGGAAUACUGUAUAUAAGCACACUGUUGGCGAGGAUUAUAAAUUCAAAGCUGGGUAUGAUUCUGAGGUUAGGCUUGGCUGGGCAUCACUUUGGGUUGGAAAUGAAGGUGGAAAAGCUAAAACUGCACCAAUGAAAAUGAAAGUGCAGUUCAUGCUUCAAGUGCCUCAGGACGACAUAAAAUCUUCAGCUUUAAUGUUUCGGGUGAAGAAGAGGUGGGAUAUAUGAACAAACUUGAGCUGGAUUUACUUUUUUGUAUGUAAACCACAAUAAAUCCUGUUAAUCUGUAGGCAUUUUUGUUUCUACGUAUACAAUUCUUGUAAUUCGUUGAAGUGUAAUAACAAUUGCUCUUAGCUAUGUACUGCGUAAAAUUUAAGAAAUCUAA
This is a messenger RNA of Amaranthus tricolor (Joseph's coat), 1920 nucleotides long. Its product is annotated as outer envelope pore protein 37, chloroplastic. The coding region runs from base 726 to 1763 and encodes 345 amino acids. The transcript is spliced from 6 exons. Gene Ontology annotation, molecular function: monoatomic ion channel activity. Gene Ontology annotation, cellular component: chloroplast outer membrane. Gene Ontology annotation, biological process: monoatomic cation transport. NCBI's taxonomy places the organism in Eukaryota, Viridiplantae, Streptophyta, Magnoliopsida, Caryophyllales, Amaranthaceae. The record is from RefSeq and is a predicted model, not a curated record.